This is a messenger RNA of Diversispora eburnea, 202 nucleotides long. The record is from the annotation of a GenBank genome assembly. Lineage: Eukaryota; Fungi; Glomeromycota; Glomeromycetes; Diversisporales; Diversisporaceae.
AUGUUUCAAAAUAAUGUUAUUCAUGUUGAUGAAGUGACUAGUUAUUUAGCUUUGCUUAAAGUUCAUCCUGAUAAUUCAAGAAAAUAUUUGGCUAUUUCCACUACUUCCACCUCAAGUGAAAGACUUUUUAGUGAAGCUGGCAAUGUAAUGACCAUAAAAAGAACACAAAUGGUAUCAAAUACAUUAGAGAAUUUAGUUUUUU